Molecule: messenger RNA, 1508 nt
Organism: Phragmites australis (common reed)
Lineage: Eukaryota; Viridiplantae; Streptophyta; Magnoliopsida; Poales; Poaceae
Exons: 2
Coding region: 663-1331 (222 amino acids)
Source: RefSeq, a predicted model, not a curated record
AGUCUUUUAGCAGAGAGAAAAAAAUCCCCCAAAUCCGGCAAUCCCCACUAGACAGACAGACAGAGAGAGAUCCAGUCAGUGGAGUCGCUCCCCAAAUCCGCCUCGAAUUCCUCGACGCCAAGCAACCCCCAAGCCGCCUUCUCCUCCUCCCCUUCCGCUUCGCUUCACUGCUUCCGAGGAAUCGCCUGCCCAGAUCCGUGCCUUCCCACUCCCCCGUCCAGGCGCCCACGGUGACUGCUCGAUUCGGCGUGCGAUUCCCCAUCCCUCCCCCGGCUCCCACGCAGUGAAGGAUCCUUAUGAGCUGGUUGGCUGGGGUUUUACUCCAAUUCUGGUGCUACUAAGAUGGGUCAGAAGCUGGGCAGCAACAAGUUUGGGAUAGAUGAAAUAGCAGGCGCUUACUAUUUCUUGCUCCUGCUCUCCCCUGUGGUCUCCUUCUGGGAUUGCAUCUUUCGCAAGAUAAGAUACUCAUUCAGACCUGAGUGGGUGUAGCCUCCUGCAGUGACCGCUUUAGUAGUAGUUGGUUUGAAAAUAAAUAGACGGGCUCUUAGGGAAGCUUCUAGCAAGGAGUCCAAAAGAAUGAACUUUGAAGAUUUUGGUUUGGCUUAAUUAUAGUUGUUAGUAGAGGAGUUUAGCUGAGAUAGUCAAUAGCAGGUGCAGUUGUCAUGGACAAGGCUAUGAGCAAUCAGGCAGGCAAAGUCUUGAAGAAAGGAAAAAAGAAACAAGCCAAAGAUGAAUUGGAUCGCCAGAAGCAGGCUGAAAAGAAGAGGCGGCGGCUAGAGAAAGCACUGGCAAACUCUGCUGCCAUUAUUUCAGAGCUGGAAAAGAAGAAGCAGAAGAAGAAAGAAGAACAGCAAAGGCUGGAUGAGGAAGGUGCUGCAAUAGCUGAAGCAGUUGCUCUUCAUGUUCUCAUAGGUGAAGACUCCGAUGAACCCUGCCAUUUGAUGCUAAAUAAGCACAGAAGGUGCAACCAUUGGGAUCCCUCGGCUGGUUUUGAUUUCACUGUGGAUACACAAGGUACUGAUAUUUAUGCUUCUGAUGCACUGAUUUGCGCCAAUCAUGCAUAUGCUCCCAAAGGGAGGUGGACUGAUUGGGGCAUUGGCCAGCCAUUGCCAUCUUGGGGAGAAGUGAGGGAAUUUCAGGAUUCGUACUAUCAAGGAACAUUGCAUCAGUCUGUUACCUGCCCUGGUUUCAUGGCAGCCCAAGCAGUCUCGUCGUUGCAGAUCAGGGAUUCGUCAGAAAUCACCUCUCCAAGCCAAGGAGCGGAUGCAGCAACUGUCGUUAACAGGAUGCUUGGUAGCACCAACAGGCUCAACCUUUACAGAGAGAUAUAAAUACACUUGUCAUAGUAUUGUAUAUAGUCACCAAAAAAUGUGUUGCUACGUUGCCUGCAAUAUAUCUGGUUUCAAAAGAAAUGGAUAGAACAUCUUCACUGUUUUGUGAGUCUAAAGGAUAUUUUGUAUCAGUUAACAUUGGUAUUGUAAUGAACAUAUGGUUUUGAUUUUCUGUCA